AUGCCCCUCUUCGGCCACCGCGACUCCAUGUCCUCCUCCUCCCAUUCAAGCAUCGACGACCCAAACACCCACACCCACCGCCACAAGUCCUCCGGCGGGCUCUUCGGCCACCGCGGCUCCCAAUCCAGCGGGUACAGCAGCGACGGCGCCGGAUCUAGUUCACGUCACAGCGGCACAUACGGGCACGGCCAUGGCCACGGCCACGGCCACGGAGCCACCACAACCACGCGCAGCCACGGCGGACUCUUCCGAAGCAAGCACACCGAGGACCCAUCCAUCACGGCCGCGCGCGAACGGGUCUUACACGCCGAGGAGGCGGAACGGGCCGCUGACAAGGCGCUUUAUGCGAGUCGGCUGGCGGUGCAGGAGGCGCGGAAUAAUGUGAGGGGGUUGGAGAGGGAUGCGAAGGAGGAGGCGCGUCUCGCGAAGUUCAAGCAGAAGGAGGCGAAGGAUAUCUCCAAGAGGGUGAAGCCGCUUGGUCGUGAGUUACACUCUUUCCUCUGA
This is a messenger RNA of Aspergillus mulundensis, 504 nucleotides long. RefSeq lists its product as uncharacterized. NCBI's taxonomy places the organism in Eukaryota, Fungi, Ascomycota, Eurotiomycetes, Eurotiales, Aspergillaceae. The coding region runs from base 1 to 504 and encodes 167 amino acids. The transcript is spliced from 2 exons. The record is from RefSeq and is a predicted model, not a curated record.